Molecule: messenger RNA, 3100 nt
Organism: Nerophis ophidion (straightnose pipefish)
Lineage: Eukaryota; Metazoa; Chordata; Actinopteri; Syngnathiformes; Syngnathidae
Product: SUN domain-containing protein 2-like
Exons: 22
Coding region: 165-2705 (846 amino acids)
Biological process (GO): nuclear envelope organization
Cellular component (GO): meiotic nuclear membrane microtubule tethering complex; nuclear envelope
Molecular function (GO): protein-membrane adaptor activity
Source: RefSeq, a predicted model, not a curated record
CUCAUGCUCGUCAGUUGUCAAACAUGUUGGUCCGCACCGGCUUAGUCUUCGAGUUACCUGUACUUUCACCUGCGUGGAGGGGCGGGGUUUGAACUGCUCACUAGCCUGUGGCACCAACAGAAAGUUGUGUCUGGUAUGGAUUGCCUGUGUCUUUCCUACCUGGAAUGAGUGUCGGUGAGGAGGAUCUGCAGAGCUGGGGCUGGACUGACCUAUCCAGUUACUGGUCAGCAGUGUUGGACUCGGACAGCGAGAGCGGGACCAUGUCCAGGCACAACAUGCGUUGGGAUGAAGGCCUGCUGGACCGCAGCUUGCCUCUGGGCAGCGCGUCCUUCAGCGUCGGGGGAAGCGGCUGGAGAAACACCAGGGCGCUGAAGUCUCGUCGUUCCCAGCAGCUGUCCGUCUCCUGCUCCGAGUCCGUCCCGGUCCGCACGCCGCGUAAACCCCCCGGACACUCGCUCCACAGCAUGGCGUCCGACGCUUCGCUGCUCUCGUCGCUGCUGGACGAGUCCUCCAUCCGGGAGACCACUGUGGUGGACACCUUCUGGGGUUUGGACCAGGACCUGGACUGGAAAGAGAGCGCCGCCAUGGCGGAGCACAGCAGCAUCCUGGCCAACAGCACUCUGAUCGCAGAUGACGGCCGCCAUCCAGAACAUCCGGUCCAGACGCCGAAUCGAGUCCCCUGCAGAGACCAGGAGUCCUCAAAGCCCGCCUCCACCAUCUACACCCGAAACCGAGGUCGUCGGGUCAGAACAGCAGGCCUUCUGGGUUCCGUGUGGCACGCUGGCGUGGGCGCCAUCAGGCGGUGCCUCGCCGGCGUCUUUGCAGCCCUGCUGGUGUCGUACCAGCAGGCGCACAAACGCCAGCAGGUGUCAGAUGUUCUGCAGCUGUGGUCGGCCUCCUUCCUGUUUUAUUGCCGCUCGGUGCUGUCAAAGACCACGGGGGUCAAGGGUCACGGAGGGCCGGACUCUCGCCACUGCGGCGUCAUGAGCGCCAAGCAUCAGGAUCUCCACGGCAACGGACCUCUGUGUGAGUUAGCAGACGCAAACACGCACGCGGGUGCGGCCUGUCAGGAGAAGCAGCAGGUCAGCUCGUCUUCGUCGUCGCUCCGCCGCUGGUCGGGCGUGUGGACGCUCGCCGCCUUCACAGUGUGGUGUUUGGGUCAGCUGACCUGGCUGGUCUGGACCCUGACCACGACCGCCUUGUCGUCUUUAGACCGCCUCCCACGCCAUGCAGGUGGGAUGCUGGGCGGUGCGUUCAGGGGCUUCAGGAGAAGAUGGAGCGACUGUCCUCUGCUGACUUGGUUUGUCCUCUCGGUCCUCGUCCUCCUCCUCAGCUCGUGUUGCUUCAGUCCUGCGGGUUUUGCAGUCCCCAGUGUCGGCCGCUGGAAGACUUCGGUCUCUGAAGUUCCGGUCCUGUCCUCAGUCCACGGCCUCGUUUCCAGGUGGAGCCAAGCAGCAGGUGGCGCUGCGGAGGAAGUGACGGCGUCUGAGUCCACGCGUCUGGAUCGUCUGGAACGCGGCCUGGCGUCCCUGUGGGAGCGCGUGGAGUCUGGCGGGCGGCGAGCACGGCGAAGGCACGGCGAGCUGCUGGCUGUGUACUCUGAUCUCAAGCUGCUUGGCUCCGCCCACAACAGCAAACUGCGACUGAGCCGCCUGGUGGACCAGCAGCUGUCCUCGCUGGAAAGGAGACUGGACCAGGACCGACGGCAGAGGGGACAGGACUUGGACCGGCAGCAGCGCCAGGCAUCUCGUCUGGAUCAUCUGGAGGCCACGCUGCAGAACUUGGAGGACAAGAUGGAGGAUGUCCAGUGGAGGCAGGAAGCCACAUCCCCUCCACUUCCUGCUGCCGCCAGCGUGGCGGCGGCAGACCCGCCGUCCCAUGAUGCUUUGCUGGCAGAGGUGGGCCGUCUGGAGGCGGCGCUGGAGGACGUCAGGAGGGACGUGGAGGUUCUGACAGGGUGCCAAGAUGGCUGCCGCAGACUGGAUCAGAUUUCGGCACACGUUUCCGCUCAAGUCCGGGAGGAGGUCCGGCUUGCGCUCUACGGGAAUGAUCUGCGAGUGGACUCCGCCCCGUCUGAGCGCUUGGUCCGUGGAGCAGACCUGCAGGCGUCCUUGGUCUCGUUGGAGCGCAGCAUCCUCCACAACAUCAGCCGCCAACUGGAUCAGCGCCGCAGCGAGGCGUCCGUGACCAGAGGGGAGGUGACGCUGAUGGUGGAGAACGCUCUGCGCCUCUUCGCUCACGACCGCACCGGCCUGGCCGACUACGCCCUGGAGUCCGCAGGGGGCAGCAUCCUCAGCACGCGCUGCUCGGAGACCUACAAGACCCAGGCGGCUCUGCUCAGCCUGUUUGGUCUUCCUCUCUGGUAUUUCUCCCAGUCUCCCCGCGUGGUCAUCCAGCCGGACGUCCAUCCUGGGAACUGCUGGGCCUUCAAAGGCUCCACGGGCUUCCUGGUGAUCAGGUUGUCCGUGAGGAUCCUCCCCACCGCCUUCUCUCUGGACCACAUCCCAAAGGCCCUGGCGCCACACCGCUCUGUGAGCAGCGCACCAAGAGACUUCAGGGUCUACGGCCUGCAAGACGAGAGUGAAGAAGGCGGCAGGCUGCUGGGCUCCUACACCUACCAGGAGGAUGGAGACGCUCUGCAGACGUACUCCGUCACGGCGAGUCCUCACUUCCUGUACGCCACUCCCCGCUCUCCUCUCUCUUGACGUACAGUCUGCUCUUCACAGGAAGACAACCACAGAAGCUUCCAGAUCAUCGAGGUCCAGGUCUUGUCCAACUGGGGCCACCCGGACUACACGUGCAUGUACCGCUUCAGAGUACACGGAUCUCCCAGUGACGCCUGAACACAUCGACACCUGGCUGCCAUUGACUGAACUUUGUUUUAAAAGUGUUGCAGCUUCUUCUUUAGCCCUCAUUUCAACUUCUCAUCAAAAUCUUUCACAAUCUCCAACAUUGAGUUGACAAACUUUUUUUUUAAACUUUUAUUUUGAAACUACCGAGUGACCUUAAAUGCAAAGUUUGAAUGUGGCCUUAACUUUGCUGAAUGUAAUGUUGUAUUUAUUGUAUCUGAUGUGGAAAUAAAAAUCAUCUUUCUAAUACA